Molecule: messenger RNA, 5358 nt
Organism: Mizuhopecten yessoensis (Yesso scallop)
Lineage: Eukaryota; Metazoa; Mollusca; Bivalvia; Pectinida; Pectinidae
Exons: 8
Coding region: 329-1447 (372 amino acids)
Source: RefSeq, a predicted model, not a curated record
UGCUAUUGAUACGUAGUCUAUUUUAUUGUACAGACCUGGCCUUGCUAACUCUUUAACUCGUGUGGGACUGUAAAGUUACCUGUAUUUAGUAUACCGCCGGUCACAUCAUCAUACAUAUUUAUAUAACAAACACUGCCGGUACACAGCACGAAUCAACAAAAUACGAAAACCGCGGAUGUAAAUUUGUUUACUAGAUCGUCAAGUUUCUGAAGAGCGUCCCUUUCGCGAGGACCCGGCUGUAGGUGAUCUUAUCACGGUCUUCGGUUUCAGCUGCAUUUGCGGUGUGUCGGAUUCGUGUGGAAAGGGUUCGAUCCGGACUUGUUACAGAAUGGAAGCUUACACAAAUGGUUUGGUUGUCCUGACCCUGCUGGCCAUCUUGCAUUCGGGGUCUUCAACUGUGACAGAGAUUAGCCUAACGGAAGGAAACACGUUCACUUUCCGCUGUGAUGUUGUAGCAAAAGGAGCCCUGGAACUUUUCUCAUCUCCACUUAAGUACUAUUACAUAAACACUGCCAAGGGGGAAGGAGCUGUCCAACUCUCACUCAACAGCGAAUCGCUUAAACCUGGCUGGACACCUUCAAUCCUCAAACCUUCAAAUGACACGUAUUUCCCAUUUCAAUUGGCUGGAACUGUAACUUUGGCCGACUCGGGCACGUACUACUGUACCAGGGAAAACUUCAACAAAACCGUGGUUCUGACGGUCAAAGAACUAACACUCGACGUGGGACGCAUAGAUUUUUCCAUAUCUGCUAUUGACGAAUUUGGUGUCCCAAGUGGAGAGGAGUUUCUCGUGACACGAAUGGUUAAUGGUUCAGACCCUAUUGCAAAGGAAAUCCAUAUUGACUCCGGGUACUAUCAGGUCAGAUGUACCGCUGAUGGAGGAAUCCCCGCACCGACGUACACACUGAACUCCGGGGACAAUCCUUUGGAGUUCGGAUCCAUGAAGACAGUGCUCAUCAACUCGGGAUUAUCAGACUUGUCUUGUCAUGUCGAAAACGGGAAAUUUAUGCAUCAUCUUCAAUUCGAUUUGAAGAUCAACCCAGGACAUCCCAAUAUAAUUUGCGAAGAACCGGUUACGGUUGUCGGGGCGACAGAUGCAGAAAUUGAUUGUGUUGUGUCCGGAAAAGAGCUCAAAUGCAGUUAUUUCGACUGGCUAUCUGAAAUGGAUAUGACCUCAUUCAAACAAAAAGCAAACUAUUCUGUUGAGUGUGAGGUGAAUGAAAAUCGCAUGCAAAUGAAGAAUGUCUUGAAGUUCAACAUGAUUAAAAAAUCGGAUUUUGAUGAUGGUUUCAUCCUCAAAUUUGAAAAUCAUUUGAGUGAGACGUUCCAAAUAGUAAACAAGUUGAAAAAAAAAGCGAUACCCGGUGCUCUGAAUGGAGGUAACAACGCGGUUCCUAUGGGAACAUUCACCCUGAUGUUCCUGUCCAUGAUAGCGUUGCUGCUGUAGACAAGUGAUGUGACGUCAACGGAUACCUGUUUCACACGUUACAUACUCGUAUGUCAUGUUUUAAUAUCAGAUUUGGAGAUUUUGUCUGGCAAGGGUAGAUGGGGGUAGAACAGCUGAUAUCUGGCUCCAGCGCUGAACUAAUAGUGAUACAGACAGUCAUUAGAUCUGAUACAUAAAACCGACACACUUCGGUGAUAAAUCAAUGUUAUGUUGUGAAAGGGUGCAGUAUUGAAAAAUACCAAAACCAUAAUCUGAUGGACCACUCAGAACAAAAAUAGAAUGAAAUGACAACAUCAAGUGUUUCCAAUUUCAUGUUAUAAUAUUCAACAUGAAUGUACAAACUAUGAUUACUUGUGGGAGUUUGUCAUAUUGUGAAGAUUUAUAACCGGUGGAUAUUUAUUUGAAACGACAUCAACAUGAAUUGGAAUGAGAUGAGAUCUGCUUAUUGUUCAUUUUGAACUAGCCAAUGUAAAUUGGCGUUACUGUGUUAAGAAUACAUUAGCCAAUCAACAAUGGCGUGAUAAAUGGCAUUGGUAGUUUGAAAAAAAAGCUAUUAUUAAGAAAGAAGACACAUUCUUCUCGGUUUAAGAUUGAUAAAAAAAUGUUGGAGGGAAAAUUAAAUCUGCUAAUUGUAGGUAAGUCAACAUUAUACUUAGUGUAGGUUAGUCAACAUUAUACAUAGUGUAGGUUAGUCAACAUUAUACUUAGUGUAGGUUAGUCAACAUUAUACAAAGUGUAGGUUAGUCAACAUUAUACGUAAUGUAGGUUAGUCAACAUUAUACGUAAUGUAGGUUAGUCAACAUUAUACGUAAUGUAGUUUAGUUAACAUUAUACAUAGUGUAGGUUAGUCAACAUUAUACAUAGUGUAGGUUAGUCAGCUUAUACAUAGUGUAGGUUAGUCAACAUUAUACAUAGUGUAGGUUAGUCAACAUUAUACAUAGUGUAGGUUAGUCAACAUUAUACGUAAUGUAGGUUAGUCAACAUUAUACGUAAUGUAGGUUAGUCAACAUUACACGUAAUGUAGGCUAGUCAACAUUAUACAUUGUGUAGGUUAGUCAACAUUAUACAUAGUGUAGGUUAGUCAACAUUAUACAUAGUGUAGGUUAGUCAACAUUAUACAUAGUGUAGGUUAGCCAAAAUUAUUUGCAAAAGGUGUCACUGUUAUAAGAGGUUUGCUGAUAUUCAUUUGCAUUUAUAAGUACACAUAGGUCAGCUGACGUUACAGCUCUUCUGUGCCAUUAACAUGCUGAAUGAGUGGGGAUUCAUUUUAUAUUCCAAUGUCGAUCAUUUUUUCUGUAAAAAGGCUAAAUUUGUCUUCUAAGUCUUCUCGAUUCAUAUAGAAAAAAAAAUGUAUAUAUAUAUAUAUAUGUAAUGUGUAAAAGGAAUAUUAGAUGACGCUAAACAAAUGUGUAUGCUGCGAUUAAAAACAUUCCUACAGUAAGGUCGACACAUAUCUUUUUAAUUUUAUCCGGCAUUUCCCCCAUUUAGCAUGAGUCAGUAAAUAUGUAUUUUUGAAAUUGUAUUUGGAACAUGUACCCCUGUGUUUCCCAAUACGUUUUUGUAUCCGAGGAUGGAACUCUUUCGUUUCAAAAUGACUGUAAUGUUUUGUUUUUGUGUAAAAGUAUGAUAGGCGUUUGUUAAGUAUAAUUUGCUUGUCUUGUAUAGACGUUUAUGAUGAUAGAAACAUAUCGUGUUUAACAUGUUAAUAUCAAACUACAACAAUUGUCUGAAAGAUAAUUCUUGUGCCAUUUCUUUCCUAUAGAGUAAUAGAAUAUAUCACUCAGGUGUGAUAUAGACAGAACAAACUCAAUUCGAAGUAAAAACAAAUGAAAGGUUUCCCACGAGGCUGUGCCAAGUGAUUAACUUAAAACACCUUACCCCGAGGGUUAAUUUCUCACUGUCUUCAUGCCGAGGGUUGAUUCUUCAUCACACGCGAGUAGUAUAUCUUUCUCCCACAUUGCCAUACCGUAAAAGGUAUUGAAAUUUAUAAUAUGAAACACAGGGAAAAUCAAUGCCACAUAAAGCGUGUGACAAAAAGGAUGACGAUCUUACUUUGAAGCUGUGACGUUUUCAGAAUAAAAUCGCGUGCUAGCUGUGUCCUAAUGUAGGUGAACACAGGUGAAACCUUUAACAGACAAAAACAGGAAUUCGUAAGUGUGGGAUAAUGAAGUAACGAACAAUCCAUUAUUAUGAGAACGUUAAAAUCAAAUAAUUUUAUAACCUAAUCAAAGCCCGAUAUAACUGCUCUUUACUUGAUGUUUAGAUUUGUUACAAGUGUCCUUUUUAUGUUUAGAAUUACAAUUUUGUUAGAAGAAAUAUUUUUAUUUUGAAAUAUAAGAAGAUCAAACCAGUGUAACCAUUUAUAAUCAAUAGCUAGUGUAUAUAAGAUCGUCUGACGGACAUGGUGUGAUCAUUGUAUUCCAACAUAUAUAUAUAUAUAUAAAUCCAUGCUACCUGGUCACAAACGUUUGUGUCUAGUCUUUCUUGCUUUCGACAAAGUAUUGCAAUAUGUACAUAAAUAUUAUACUCGUUCAUUAUUCAUUUCAAUAACUUACGGCCAGGAAGAUGCCUUUCAAAUACGUAAUUAUGACGUCACCGUAAGUUUUAAAGUAUUUCCUUGGAUGAAUGAUCGUUCAAUAAUUGUUUGUAAUAGCUGAUUUUUUUCCUAUAAUUGUAUGACUGUGCUAAGAGAGCUACAACAAUUUGCUCAUGCAUUUAUAAACGUUUUGCAUGGUUCUUUUAUGUUUGUGUUUGGUAUCGUAAGAAACAGUGUCGAUUCAUGUAAAUGCUGUCAGAAUGACGUCAGCAUUCAGUUAAAACUCCUUAUCCCUAAGACCACAACUAGCUCCAGUGUUACUCGUUCGCGUGUUUCUUCUCACCAUCGUUCAUCCAACUGUUCAACACAUUAUAGGACGAGAGUAAACAUAUGUAAUCCACAUUAUACUCAGUGUAUAGUUGUAUCUGUCCAAUAGUGCUUUGUUGUUUAUUACGUGAUUUUUUUUAUAUAAAAGCUCAAUUCCAUUUACAAAUUAUCUAUUCGUUCUUUCGCUGUAGAGGUAGUUUUCGCAAAUUAAAAGUUAAGGACCAUAUCCCGCAUACAUGACAGAGAUGUAGUUAUCGAUUAAUUUGAUAGUUCAAAGUAUUAUUGGAGGAGAAAAUUUAUAAUGGUGACAAUGGUGGCAAAUAUUUAAAUCAAGAGAUCAAAUUAAGCCAUAAAAACCUGACGUCGAGUUUUCUAUAUUUUUGUUUACUUCAAAUUAAUAAUACCUUAUUCCAUAAGUAAGCAUCAUACAGCUAUGAAAGCACAUUACUGAUAUCAAACGUUUAGCGGGUCGUAAAUCUCCUCAUACACAUGCUUGACAAAAUGUGAAUUUAUUAAGCACCACCUUUGACUUCGUCCCGAUGACUUGCUGUAGGUUCGGCAAUUGCUUCAGUCAGCCUUGUGAUGUCUGGUGGUUAUCUUUCAUUGUUGUUAAGAUGACGUUGUUGUCAGGGAAAUGUUGACCUCUUGACCAUCUGUAUGUCUGUUAUGUGAACUGACCAGUGGCUUUGGUUACCGUGGCUUUAACUUCUGGGUGUCACCAGUGUUUAUGUUAUCCUGUAGGUACUGCAGGGCACUCACAGUGUCUUUAUUUUACGUCUAUUGCUUGCUAAAUAUCGUUAUCGUCACGUUUUACAAUCACUAUGAUAUGAUGAUAUAUAAUAACACCAGUAUAACGCAAGGUACCACAAAGUUGAAAUAAAGUUACAAAUCUAUAUAAAGACACAAGUUACACAAAAAAGUAUAUUUCUCAUAUAACAGAGACGAUGUGGAAUUUAACACAUAAGUUUGACAUAUUGGGCAGAAGGUACUGAAGAAUCAAUUUGUGGAGUGUUUUAUAAUGUCCAAAUACAUUUUACAGUUCUCUUUC